GCCCGGGGCGGGGCCUGCGGCCUCCCCGGGGAAGGCCCCGACUGGGGGCGGGAGGCUGGCGGAUAAAAAGCCCCCAGGGCGCCCCGAGAGGCCCGUUAGCGCUGCUCGGCUGUGGCGCCGGCCCAGCCUCAACCUCCGGAUCCAGCCGGUCUCCUGAAGUCACCGUGAUGUGGCCCCCACCAGCCACCUUCUCUCUGUUCCUGCUGCUGCUGCUAGGCCAAGCCCCUCCCUGCAGGCUACAGUCCUCAGGCACCAAGAAGCUCAGGCUGGUGGGUCCAGCGAACAGGCCAGAGGAAGGCCGCCUGGAGGUGCUGCACCAGGGCCAGUGGGGCACUGUGUGUGAUGACGACUUCGCGCUCCAGGAGGCUACUGUGGCCUGCCGACAACUGGGCUUUGAGUCAGCCUUGACCUGGGCACACAGUGCCAAGUAUGGCCAAGGGGAGGGCCCCAUCUGGCUGGACAAUGUGCGAUGUUUGGGCACCGAGGACACCCUGGACCAGUGUGGAUCCAACGGCUGGGGCGUCAGUGACUGCAGACACUCAGAAGAUGUUGGGGUGGUAUGCCACCCACAGCGCCAGCGUGGCUACCACUCUGAGAAGGUCUCCAAUGCCCUCGGGCCCCAGGGCCGGCGGCUGGAAGAGGUACGACUCAAACCCAUCCUCGCCAGUGCCAAAAGGCACAGCCCAGUGACGGAGGGGGCUGUGGAGGUGCGGUACGAGGGCCACUGGAGGCAGGUGUGUGACCAGGGCUGGACCAUGAACAACAGCAGGGUUGUGUGCGGGAUGCUGGGCUUUCCCAGCCAGGGACCUGUCAACAGCCACUACUACAGAAAAGUCUGGAAUCUGAAGAUGAAGGACUCCAAGUCUAGGCUGAACAGCCUGACAAAAAAGAAUUCCUUCUGGAUUCAUCGGGUUGACUGUCUGGGGACAGAGCCCCACCUGGCCAAGUGCCAGGUACAGGUGGCUCCAGGAAGGGGCAAGCUUCGGCCAGCCUGUCCAGGUGGCAUGCACGCUGUGGUCAGCUGUGUGGUAGGGCCCCACUUUCACCCCCAGAAGCCGAAGCCCAGGCGCAAGGAGUCCCGUGCAGAGCAGGAGCUGAAGGUGCGCCUGCGCUCUGGGGCUCAGGUGGGUGAGGGCCGUGUGGAAGUGCUCCUGAACCGCCAGUGGGGCACAGUCUGUGACCACAGGUGGAACCUCAUCUCAGCCAGCGUCGUGUGUCGUCAGCUUGGCUUUGGCUCUGCCCGGGAGGCCCUUUUUGGGGCCCAGCUGGGCCAAGGUGAGCAAGGAGGUAUGGGGUGUGCAGGACGGUCCAGAUGUGCCACGGGCUCUCUUGGCAGCCUAGAACAGAAAGUUCACUCUCCAGGGAGGGCAGGUCACGGGUGUGGUUUACAGAGAAGCCUCACACUCUUCCCUGCAGGCUUAGGACCCAUCCACCUGAGUGAGGUACGCUGCAGGGGGUACGAGCGGACCCUCAGUGACUGCCUUGCCCUGGAAGGGUCACAGAAUGGUUGUCAACAUGCAAAUGACGCUGCUGUCAGGUGCAACAUCCCUGACAUGGGCUUCCAAAAUCAGGUGCGCUUGGCUGGUGGGCGCAACCCCGAAGAGGGAGUGGUGGAGGUGCAGGUGGAGGUGAAUGGGGUCCCACGCUGGGGGACUGUAUGCAGUGACCACUGGGGGCUCAUGGAAGCCAUGGUGACCUGCCGACAACUUGGUCUGGGAUAUGCCAACUUCGCGAUCCAGGACACCUGGUACUGGCAGGGGACACCAGAGGCUAAAGAGGUGGUGAUGAGCGGAGUCCGCUGCUCGGGCACAGAGCUAGCCCUUCAGCAGUGUCAGAGACACGGGCCUGUGCACUGCUCCCACGGCCCGGGGCGCUUCUCAGCUGGAGUCGCCUGCAUGAACACUGCUCCAGACCUUGUGAUGAAUGCCCAGCUGGUACAAGAGACGGCCUACUUGGAGGACCGUCCACUCAGCAUGCUGUAUUGUGCCCACGAGGAAAACUGCCUCUCGAAGUCUGCUGACCACAUGGACUGGCCCUACGGACACCGGCGCUUGCUGCGCUUCUCCUCACAGAUCUACAACCUUGGCCGGGCCGACUUCCGUCCCAAGGCUGGACGCCACAGCUGGAUUUGGCACCAGUGCCACAGGCACUACCACAGCAUCGAAGUCUUCACCCAUUAUGACCUGCUCACACUCAAUGGCUCCAAAGUGGCCGAGGGGCACAAGGCCAGCUUCUGUCUAGAAGACACUAACUGCCCCACAGGAGUGCAGCGGCGUUAUGCGUGUGCCAACUUUGGGGAACAGGGGGUGGCUGUAGGUUGCUGGGACACGUACCGCCAUGACAUCGAUUGCCAGUGGGUGGAUAUCACAGAUGUUCGGCCAGGGGACUAUAUCUUCCAGGUGGUCGUGAACCCCACAAACGAUGUGGCAGAGUCAGAUUUCUCCAACAACAUGUUGCGCUGCCGCUGCAAGUAUGAUGGGCAGCGAGUCUGGCUGCACAACUGCCAUACAGGUAACUCAGCCAUGGUGACAACAGCCUUACAUAGGAUGGAGCUGGAAACUUUAAAGGUGCACCCAGGUGUGACUUGUAGGUAUGGACAGAUGGCUAUGGAUGGAGGACAUUGGUCAGACCAUCAACCUCACCACCCAGCAACUACACUCCAUUAUGAAUUAAUUUCCAUUCUCUCAAAAUCUUUCCUGUCCUCUCAAGCCACAUCAAGAUUUUCUUUUCCUGGCUGGGUGUAGUAGUGUAUGCCUUUUAAAAUGCUUUUCCUGUCCAUACUUGUCCCUUUUCCUGUAGUGUUCCUGAACUGCCUUCUCAGGAAGUUCCCCUUGGUCUCUCCUGUCACCUCCAGUUAUAAACAGGGCAGAGAGAACUGUAGUGUCUGAGAGGCAGUGGAAGGGGGCAGUUGCCUUUUGUACAGAAUCCCUCCAUCUUACAGCUGAACAGUGCCUACGGGGGUCUGUGUAAGGGUAAGGUGCAGGGCUGAGCUGGCCUUCUUGUCAAUGUGUCUGACAGCAGGAUACAGGAACUCAGUGCAGUCGAGGGUGGACAGGCACACAGAUCCCCCUAACCUGGUGAGUCCCCCAAAAGGGUAUAAAGUAAAUGGGGAGCAAGCAGAAGCCUGGAGCUGGAUGAGAUCAGGAAGUGGUAUUGGAGUGGGGUUCUGGAAGUGGGGGAGCUACAGAAGACGAGCAUUCUGUGUGCCUGCCUUCUAAACUAGCCGCACCGCUCUAACCCAAGACAGGAAGUCUCACCCCGAGGGGUCUCUCCUUUACUAUUUUUAAAGGUUUAUUUUUAAUGAUGUGUGUGUGAAGGUAAGUGCACAGGUGUCAAGUGUCCCUGGAGCCCGAGGCCCUGGACUCCCCUGGAAUGGAGUUACAGGCCACUGAAGCCCUGCCACUAGUGCAUGCUGGGAGCCAGAGUCAGGAGCUCGAGAGCAGUGCAUACACUUAACUGCUGGGCCAUCCCUCCAGCUACAGAUUUUUUAAUUAAAAUUUUUUGUUUGAAACAGUCUGGUAUACAGUUCAGGCUGGCCUUGAACUUGGGGCACCCUCUGCCUCAGCCUCCUGGAGAAAGGCAUGUUUCACUUUGCCUGGGUAGUUUUCUUUUACAGAAACAGACUACGAGCUUCCAGAUCACUGAGGUGUUCUUCAGGGAGGGGUUACUGGAGGCUGUGUUGUGACAGAAAGGCAAUCCUGGGGAUCCCAAGGCCCUGGGGUUUGAGUCCUGAUUCAGCGACACUGAACCAGCAAUUUCUGGUUUCCACCUGAAACAGGGACACUGAUGCCUCCAUCCCAUGGGCUUCUAGGAACCACUGACAAAUUCCAGUCAAGGAACAAAGUUUGUUUUUAAAUUUCUUCUGCGGUCCUGAGUUCACUAGGCAGGCACCCCAUCACUGAGCUACAUCCCUAGCCUCGUUUGUUUUAAAAGUAACUCUGCCAACAAAUCGGGGAGAAUGAGAGGGAGCAUCUAAGCUUCCCAUCUGGGUAACUGAGCAGACUUUGCUGACUCUGAACAAGAACGUGAGAGGAAUUGGGACUGUGCACACAGAGCCUCCAUAUGCAGACUGCUAGGGACCCAGGGCAGUGACAAGAACAGACAAGCAAUGCCAGAAGGCAGAGCCCACUAGAGUCCUCACACAAGUGUGAGGGCUAACUGCAAUGCACCUCAACUUAUAUGACAAAAGCACAGAGAGGCCCAGAAAACAAGGGACACUGAGCCCAGAGAUAAAAGGAAUGGAAAACUACUGUCCCAGGUGAGCUUGCAGGGGGAAGGGCAUCUGCAAGCCAGGCGACAGCUAGUGCCAUGGAGGAGGGUGAUGCUGGUUGGAGCUGCAGUCACAGACAGUCCCUGCCACUGCAGAGCCACAGCAGAAGACAUGACUGGCCUCUCCUUCCACUCCCAACCCCUUGCUGCUGUUGAGUUACCAGGUAGAAACCAGGGGACAAGGCAAGUAGGGUGGCCAGUCCCCAGGGCACAGAAUGAACCUAGAGAGGGAGCAAAGAACUAGCAUAGCCCUUUCCACUCAGUAGACUGACUGUGUCUGUGCCUAUGACUGCCCUGAUGGAAAGGGGCUGUAGGGGUUUGACUACUUAAGCUAUUUCCCUUUGGCCCACAGGAGAUUCCUACCGACCCAAUGCAGAGCUCUCCCUAGAGCAGGAACAGCGACUCAGGAACAACCUGAUCUGAAGCCAUUGCUGCACACUCCCAGCUAUGCUUACACACCAGAUACCUCAGUUUAUUGGAGCCAUGCCCUUCACAGAGCCCUGACUCACAGGACAAGGGGCCAGUGACAAGGAGCACCAAGAACCUGCUCAGGAAGCCUUUUGAUGGCCAAUCACCACCUGGAUGGCAGCACUCUCAGGGUGGCUCUGGACCUCUUCCAAGUGCCUAUGGCCUAUACAGCAUGGCUCUGGCCAGCUAAGCCUUCUCUUCCUUAAGGAGACUCAAUCGAUCUUAAAAUUUGAUGCACAGUUCCCAGUUUCAGGAGCUCUAAGUUCCUUGGGAUGAACUGUGGCCAAGGCCCCCUCUAAGUGGUGCUUUGUAAACGUUUUGGAGGAGCAGAGGACCGAGGACCAAAGAACACAGGAAGUGGAGUCAGUUCUCCGUUACAAGCUCUGUGCAAAAUAACCAUGUCAAAGUCACAGCUGGCAGAGAAGUUGGUGACUGCAGUCCCUCACCUUAUCCCCACUCAGAACCCAUGUCUCACCCUCUGAAGCCUCUCCUUCAUUCUGUCACACACAGAGGUGUUUCUAAUACCUCUGAACCCUCAGGCCUCCCUCCAUUUCUGGAUGGAUCAGCAUCCCUGAUUACUGGGACUGGGGUGGGAGGCAAGUUUCACAGAAGUAGCAAGACAGAGCCUUUCCUGCAGAGUAGCAAGAGAUCAAGAGGACAGCUGAGGUCACAUAAACUCAGUCUGUUAGGAUCUCUGCCAAAAGAGACAACAGUAUGUCCCACAUCUGGCAGGCAGUCCAGUCUCUUUUAGAAUCACCCACAUUGCAGGGUUAGCCUAAACUUUAGAUUUCACCAAGGCUACUUCACCUUAAACAAACUUCUGCAACUGGGAAGAAGCUGGCCAAUCAAGUCACUCUGCAGGAACAAGAAGACAGGUCUGGGAGAGUUAGGGAAAGAAGACUGGGGAAACCAGAAGUGAGAAAGAACACUUCAUCAAGGACCAAGCCUGGGAAAGGCCACUAUUUGUGUGUGAGGUGGCUGUGCUCCGUUCCUGCUCAGGUGAUGUAAGACCCCAGGGUCUUCUUGGGUGUGUCUGGACAUUUUCUCCAAUGACAUGAGCACCGAUGAUCCUUCUAGGUCUUUAUAAUACCAAUAAAGUUUGCUCACUACGGACUGCUACAAAGACCAGA
Peromyscus californicus insignis is the source of this 5867-nucleotide messenger RNA. It is a transcript of the gene Loxl4, whose product is annotated as lysyl oxidase like 4. The coding region runs from base 168 to 2744 and encodes 858 amino acids. Gene Ontology annotation, biological process: peptidyl-lysine oxidation. Gene Ontology annotation, molecular function: protein-lysine 6-oxidase activity; copper ion binding. The record is from RefSeq and is a predicted model, not a curated record. Lineage: Eukaryota; Metazoa; Chordata; Mammalia; Rodentia; Cricetidae. The transcript is spliced from 13 exons. Gene Ontology annotation, cellular component: membrane.